AUGAGGAAAAUCAUCGGGAUAGGGCUGGACCGAAGCCCCUUCAUCCCCGGCAUUCGAGAUGAACCUAAGCCCCGAGACUUCGAUUUCUCUAAAGAAUUCAAGCCGUAUUCAGGAGAUACGGAUGUCUCCCAAUGGCUGCAAGGAUAUGUUCAAGUCAUGAGAAUCCGAAACGCAAACAUGAACUUCAUGGCAAAGGCGCUGCCUUCCUACUUAUCCGGAUCAGCACAGCGGUGGUUUGGGCAACUACCAGAAGGAAGCGUCACUAGCUUUGAAGAUUUAUCCGUCAAACUAGCUACUCGUUUCUUCCACAGCAAACGGAUAUUGGGGAUGUCCAUCGACCUUUCUUCGAUCAGACAAGGACAGCAUGAGAGUCUAACUGACUUUCACAGACGAUUCAUACAAGAGACCUUGCGAGUCGACAACAUUGACGAUCGAGACGUUUGCAACGGAUUCAUCCAAGGUCUCAACCCCUUCGGAAAAUCCUCAAUGUUGCGAGUUAAGCUCUCGACAAAACCCCCUAGGAAUGCACAGGAGAUGUGGGCUAUUGUCGAGAACCAUAUACAGCGAGAACACACGCUCAAAAGGUCCCAAGAAUCCUUCGCCUCGGUAGGCCCCAAAGAAAAACCAAAAAUCCCCCAGGAAGGCAGGCCGGCACUGCCCAAGAUGGAUAGGCAAUUAACGCCCUUAACCAAGCUCCGACGAGAAAUCCUCCAGAUCCAUAGGGACGAACUACCGACUCCGAAACCCUUGGCCCCUAAUCCAAAUAGAUCAACUGAACAAUACUGUGAGUAUCAUAAAGAUCACGGCCACGACAUGGAGGAUUGUCGAGAGCUCAAGCGUGAAAUCGAGAACGGGGUCAAAUCUGGGAAAUUUCAUCAAUAUGUGCAGGGAACAGCUUCCCGACAGAAGAAUAACAGACCCCAAUCACGAGAUCACCCAAAAAGAAAUUUCAGAGGCCCUCCACGGCGAGAUGGCCGAGGAAAUAAUUGGCAACCAAAAAUCAAUGCCCACCACAGCAGCAUUAUCCCGUCGCUGAACCAACGCCACAGCCAUUGCAGCAACUCCCCCUGA
Messenger RNA from Oldenlandia corymbosa var. corymbosa, 1071 nucleotides. The record is from the annotation of a GenBank genome assembly. NCBI's taxonomy places the organism in Eukaryota, Viridiplantae, Streptophyta, Magnoliopsida, Gentianales, Rubiaceae.